AUGGUUGCUCUUUCAACACCAACAGUAGAACAAUUCUUUGUGAAAACAUGCAAACCAGUCAACCCUUUGACUUGUAUAGAUAUACCUCUCAUUGACCUUUCUAAACCUGAUUCGAAACACCUUGCUGUUAAAGCAUGUCAAGAUUUUGGAUUUUUUAAAGUUGUUAAUCAUGGAGUUCCAAUGACACUUAUCAAUGAACUUGAAUCUGAAGCCAUUAAGUUCUUUAACUCCCCUCAACCUGUCAAAGAAAAAGCUGGCCCUGCUGACCCUUUUGGUUAUGGUAACAAGAACAUUGGUCGAAAUGGCGAUAUCGGUUGGGUCGAAUACCUUCUCCUUAACACCAAACCCGAAUCCCAUUACCAUAAACUUUUAUCCAUAUUUGAAGAACACCCAGAAAAAUUUCAGUCACACGUGGAUGAAUAUGUGACAGCAGUUAAGAAUAUGGCAUGUGAUAUUUUAGAGUUAAUGGCGGAUGGUUUGAAAUUGGAGUCAAAAAAUGCGUUUAGUAAGCUAUUGAUGGAUGAACAGAGUGACUCUGUUUUCAGGUUAAACUACUACCCACCAUGUCCAAAACAUCAAGAACAUGAAAUAAAUGGUGGGAAUUUGAUUGGUUUUGGUGAACACACUGACCCACAAAUCAUUUCGGUUUUAAGAUCAAAUAACACGUCUGGGCUCGAAAUUUGUUUAAAGGAUGGCAGUUGGGUGUCUGUUCCUCCAGAUUCUGAAUCUUUCUUCAUUAAUGUUGGUGACUCUUUACAGGUAAUGACAAAUGGAAAGUUCAAGAGCAUAAAGCAUAGGGUGGUGGCAAAUAGUGAAAAAAGUAGGAUGUCAAUGAUAUACUUUGGAGGACCACCAUUGAAUGAGAAGAUAGCUCCAUUGGCAUCACUCCUUGAAAGAGAAGAAGACAGCUUGUAUAAUGAGUUUACAUGGUUUGAGUACAAAAAUUCUGCUUUCAACACUGCUUUGUCCCAUAAUAGGCUGGGUCUCUUUGAGAAAAUUUCUUCUAAAAUAUAGUUUUAUUUUACUUUCAUGUCUAUACAUAUAGCAUAUUAACACCAUAUAUUGUAUUAGCAAAGAAACUCUGGGUUUCUGAUGCUUUGGCUUGUUAUACAUAUAGA
Erigeron canadensis is the source of this 1118-nucleotide messenger RNA. RefSeq names its product gibberellin 2-beta-dioxygenase 1-like. NCBI's taxonomy places the organism in Eukaryota, Viridiplantae, Streptophyta, Magnoliopsida, Asterales, Asteraceae. Gene Ontology annotation, biological process: response to light stimulus; gibberellin catabolic process. The record is from RefSeq and is a predicted model, not a curated record. The transcript is spliced from 3 exons. The coding region runs from base 1 to 1014 and encodes 337 amino acids.